Molecule: messenger RNA, 3994 nt
Organism: Lepus europaeus (European hare)
Lineage: Eukaryota; Metazoa; Chordata; Mammalia; Lagomorpha; Leporidae
Gene: MYO1F
Product: myosin IF
Exons: 28
Coding region: 64-3360 (1098 amino acids)
Biological process (GO): actin filament organization; vesicle transport along actin filament
Cellular component (GO): microvillus; myosin complex; plasma membrane
Molecular function (GO): ATP binding; actin filament binding; microfilament motor activity
Source: RefSeq, a predicted model, not a curated record
ACCUGUACCCUGUCACAGCCCACUCGGGUGCCCCCCAGGAGGCACAGACACCAGCCCCAAAGAAUGGGCAGCAAGGAGCGCUUCCACUGGCAGAGCCACAACGUGAAACAGAGCGGCGUGGAUGACAUGGUGCUGCUGCCCCAGAUCACCGAGGAUGCCAUCGUGGGCAACCUGCGCAAGCGGUUCAUGGAUGACUACAUCUUUACAUACAUCGGCGCAGUGCUCAUCUCCGUGAACCCCUUCAAGCAGAUGCCCUACUUCACCGACCGCGAGAUCGACCUCUACCAGGGCGCGGCCCAGUAUGAGAACCCCCCGCACAUCUACGCCCUGACGGACAACAUGUACAGGAACAUGCUCAUCGACUCUGAGAACCAGUGCGUCAUUAUCAGUGGUGAGAGCGGAGCCGGGAAGACGGUGGCUGCCAAGUACAUCAUGGGCUACAUCUCCAAGGUGUCUGGCGGGGGUGAGAAGGUCCAGCACGUCAAGGACAUCAUCCUGCAGUCAAACCCCCUGCUCGAGGCCUUCGGCAAUGCCAAGACCGUGCGCAACAACAAUUCCAGCCGCUUUGGCAAGUACUUCGAGAUUCAGUUCAGCCGCGGCGGGGAGCCGGACGGAGGCAAGAUCUCCAACUUCCUGCUGGAGAAGUCCCGCGUGGUCACGCAGAAUGAAAACGAGAGGAACUUCCACAUCUACUACCAGCUGCUGGAAGGGGCCUCCCAGGAGCAGCGGCAGAACCUGGGGCUCAUGACGCCUGACUACUAUUACUACCUUAACCAAUCGGACACCUACAAGGUCGACGGCACGGACGACAGGAGCGACUUCAGCGAGACUCUGAGUGCCAUGCAGGUCAUUGGGAUCCCGCCCAGUGUCCAGCAGCUGGUCCUGCAGCUCGUGGCAGGGAUCUUGCACCUGGGGAACAUCAGCUUCUGUGAAGAUGGGAAUUAUGCCCGGGUGGAGAGCGUGGACCUCCUGGCCUUUCCCGCCUACUUGCUGGGCAUCGACAGUGGGCGCCUGCAGGAGAAGCUGACCAGCCGCAAGAUGGACAGCCGCUGGGGUGGGCGCAGUGAGUCCAUCGACGUCACGCUCAAUGUGGAGCAGGCAGCCUACACCCGCGACGCCCUGGCCAAAGGCCUCUAUGCCCGCCUCUUUGACUUCCUUGUGGAGGCCAUCAACCGAGCCAUGCAGAAGCCCCAGGAAGAGUACAGCAUCGGCGUGCUCGACAUCUACGGCUUCGAGAUCUUCCAGAAAAACGGCUUUGAGCAAUUCUGCAUCAACUUCGUCAACGAGAAGCUGCAGCAGAUCUUCAUCGAGCUCACCCUGAAGGCAGAGCAGGAGGAGUACGUCCAGGAGGGCAUCCGCUGGACCCCCAUCCAGUACUUCAACAACAAAGUCGUCUGCGACCUCAUCGAAAACAAGCUGAACCCGCCAGGCAUCAUGAGCGUGCUGGACGAUGUGUGCGCCACCAUGCACGCCACGGGUGGCGGUGCCGACCAGACACUGCUGCAGAAGCUGCAGGCGGCCGUGGGCACCCAUGAGCACUUCAACAGCUGGAGCGCCGGCUUCGUCAUCCACCACUAUGCAGGCAGAGUCUCCUAUGAUGUCAGCGGCUUCUGCGAGAGGAACAGGGACGUCCUCUUCACUGACCUCAUAGAGCUGAUGCAGACCAGUGAGCAGGCCUUCCUCCGGAUGCUCUUUCCCGAGAAGCUGGACGUAGACAAGAAGGGCCGCCCCAGCACUGCCGGCUCCAAGAUCAAGAAACAAGCCAACGACCUGGUGGCCACGCUGAAGAGGUGCAUACCCCACUACAUCCGAUGCAUCAAGCCCAACGAGACCAAGAAGCCCCGGGACUGGGAGGAGAGCAGGGUCAAGCACCAGGUGGAGUACCUGGGCCUGAAGGAGAACAUCCGCGUACGCAGGGCGGGCUUUGCCUACCGCCGCCAGUUUCCCAAGUUCCUGCAGAGGUACGCCAUCCUGACCCCUGAGACGUGGCCGCGGUGGCGUGGGGACGAACGCCAGGGGAUCCAGCACCUGCUUCGGGCAGUCAACAUGGACCCCGACCAGUACCAGAUGGGGAGCACCAAGGUCUUCAUCAAGAACCCAGAGUCGCUCUUCCUCCUGGAGGAGAUACGAGAGCGGAAGUUCGACGGCUUUGCCCGCAUCAUCCAGAAGGCCUGGCGGCGCCACGUGGCAGUCCGCAAGCACGAGGAAAUGCGGGAGGAAGCCUCCAACAUCCUCCUCAACAAGAAAGAGCGGCGGAGGAACAGCAUCAACCGCAACUUUGUCGGGGACUACUUGGGGCUGGAGGAGCGGCCGGAGCUGCGCCAGUUCCUGGGCAAGAGGGAGCGUGUGGACUUCGCCGACUCGGUCACCAAGUAUGACCGCCGCUUCAAGCCCAUCAAACGCGACUUGAUCCUGACGCCCAAGGCUGUGUACCUCAUUGGGAGGGAGAAAGUGAGGAAGGGACCCGAGAAGGGCCAGGUGCGUGAGGUCCUGAAGAAAAAGCUGGAGAUCCAGGCACUCCGGGGAGUCUCCCUCAGCACGCGACAGGACGACUUCUUCAUCCUCCAAGACGACGCGGCCGACAGCUUCCUGGAGAGCAUCUUCAAGACGGAGCUCGUCAGCCUCCUGUGCAAGCGCUUCCAGGAGGUGGCGGGGAAGCCCCUGCCCCUCACCUUCAGCGACACACUACAAUUCCGAGUGAAAAAAGAGGGCUGGGGCGGAGGCGGCACCCGCAGCGUCACCUUCUCCCGCGGCUCCGGCGACUUGGCGGUGCUCAAGGCCAGUGGCCGGUCCCUCACGGUCAGCGUGGGCGACGGGUUGCCCAAGAGCUCCAAGCCUACCCGGAAAGGAAUGGCCCAAGGAAAACCCCGGAGGUCAGGCCCGCACCCCACGCGGGCAGCCCCAGGGCCCCCCAGAGGCCUGGAUCGCAAUGGGGUGCCCCCCUCCGCCAGAGGGGGCCCCCUGCCCCUGGAGAUCAUGUCUGGAGGAAGCUCCCAGCGGCCUCCCCGAGGCCCUCCGUCCUCCACUCUGGGGGCCAGCAGACGACCCCGAGCACGGCCGCCCUCAGAGCACAACACAGAAUUCCUCAACGUGCCAGACCAGGGCGUGGCUGGCAUACAGAGGAAGCGCAGCGUGGGACAGAGGCCUGUGCCUGGUGUGGGCCGACCCAAGCCCCAACCACGGACCCAUGGCCCACGGUGCCGGGCGCUGUACCAGUACAUCGGCCAAGACGUGGACGAGCUGAGCUUCAGUGUGAACGAGGUCAUAGAGAUCCUCAUGGAAGAUCCCUCGGGCUGGUGGAAAGGCCGGCUGCAUGGUCAGGAGGGCCUGUUCCCGGGAAACUACGUGGAGAAGAUCUGACCUGGGGAGGGGACUGCAGUUGCACCCUCCCACGUGCCAAACGUGCCUGCCUGCCAAGGAGCCGCAUUGCCCUUGGCUGCCCUGGCCAGAAAGGCCAACCCUACGACCUCCAGCCCAGCUCAGGCCAUGGGUCACCGCUGCAGACCCCACCCCACCCCACCCCUGGGCCCUGGCAUCCCUCCCUGCCCAAGUGUUGGUUUCUUCAUGUGUCAAAAGAGGGUACGUGCAGCACCUACCUCCUACCUAGCUGCCUUGUGCGUACAGGCUGAGUCGUGUCCUGGGCUUUCCACAAGAUGCUGACCAGGCACGGUCCAUGGCAGGGCAGGUAUCCGGCGAUGCCACUUGCCUCCUCCUCUCAUCUCUAAGGCAAUAAACAUCGGCCAGGCAAAAGCACUGACCAUAAGGACUGUGCUCUCACGACCUUGCAACGCAGGGGCAAUAGAUACCCCCAUUUUACAGGUGGAAUAAUGGAGGCUGAGAGGUUCAGUCACUUACCCAAGAUACCACAGAGCCAAGCCGUGCCUUCAUAGCAGGGGUCUUCAAAACAAAUUCGUGCAAAACUAGUAUUAUGAAAAAAAUGUAUGUGUGGAUUUUGAGUUUUUAUAAUUUUUCUGGCACCAAUAUACAUUUUAUC